This is a messenger RNA of Protopolystoma xenopodis, 504 nucleotides long. The record is from the annotation of a GenBank genome assembly. Lineage: Eukaryota; Metazoa; Platyhelminthes; Monogenea; Polystomatidea; Polystomatidae.
AACAUUCAAGUCGGCUUUUACUUCCCCGAAUCUUCUUCUGGUCCUGAGGAGAACGGUGAGCCGACGGCGGCCGGAGAGAUGGCCAGCGUCCUUUCUCCACGGUUAGAUGAUUCGCGCAUCGACCUUACCUCCACCGGAGGAGCCAGCAAUGGGGCCAGCUCCAAUGACAGUCGAGCCCCCCAACCAAAUUCGGCUGUCUCUCAACAGGCGUCGUCGCGCCGACUACAGAUCCUUUCACCUCCAAACCAGACGAGUUCCGUUGGCGGUGGUGGCAAUAGCAGUAGUAGUGGCAAUGGAAAAAGGGCAGGUGAAGCGGUUAGUGGCCUCGUCAGAGGCCUGGUUCCUCAGAGCCGGUCUUCGCGAUCACCUGGAGCUCCAAGCAGCGAAGGCAGUCCAGCAAAAAGCGCUUCUGGUCGACCACCAUUUGCCUCAUCAACCUCCUCCUCCCUCACUCCUUCGCCACAGCUCUUUCUACAAACCUCGGUAGCUUGUUUUCAACGGUAG